This is a messenger RNA of Spirometra erinaceieuropaei, 8494 nucleotides long. NCBI's taxonomy places the organism in Eukaryota, Metazoa, Platyhelminthes, Cestoda, Diphyllobothriidea, Diphyllobothriidae. The record is from the annotation of a GenBank genome assembly.
AUGAGUCAUGCCCCGGCUGCUGCUCGCACACGCUCGACCACAAAGUACUCGUCACUGGUAAGUGCCGGCAUUUAUUUAACCCUAUCUCAAGCCGCUAUUACGGGUAUAUGCAGUCGCCUCGGGGCCAUUGAAGCAAACAUCCAGCAGCUGCGUCAGAUGGACAGAGGACCGCCCGUGUCAGUGUUGCCAACAACCUCCCUCCCGUUGGCCUUGGAACGCAUGUCGGACUUCGACAUAUUUGAAGAAAAUAUCCUGAGGGACGACUAUCGGCAGGAAAUGGUAAUAUCUCUGAUUUGAUUUACUUUCACUUUCAGAUGGCCUUCCUACAAACGGUGGGCGGCAACACGGUCCGUGAGUUUGUCAAACGACAGUUGAGGUCGUUAUUUGCCAAUUCCCUCUUACCCGGAUUCGACUUGAACGGGAGAUAUUCGAAACGCAACUUCCGCCAGACCAACACUCUCAAGAUGCCUUAAGGUAGGCACAAGAAGGUAUGAGGAUUCGACAUAGAAAAGACUACCGCAUGGACGGAAACCUCAGAGGAAAUCACGGAGAAUAUGACAAGGCAUGAUAUUAAUCCGCCGCAGAAGAGCAGAAAGCAGACGAUCACCGCCCCCCCCCCUAAUGUUACCGGGAAGAAGCAAGGAAUUUAUAAUAAGACUUAGACCGUUCACAUGCUACUGAGGUCAAAUCAAAGGAAGCAGUUUAAUCAAAAGGGACUGAUGACUGAACAAGGAGAGACGGAAAUCGGACGACUCCGGAGUACUCAAAGAAAAAAACUUCCUAGGGAUGAAAAGCAGAGCUCAUCUGAGCAAUUAACAGAAACCUCCAGCGCCUGCGUAGACAAAGACCAGGCAGAUGCGAAUAUCCUCGUUAUUGACAUAAAAGACAGGAGCAGUAUUGCCACAAACACGAUGCCAUUAGUUGCAGAAAAGAUCCCUGGAUUGGAUGGCAACCAGAAUCUCGUCACGAAUGGUUCGCCAGGAACUCCCAAUUCACCAACAUCACGCAACCAAGACCGGCCGCUCCGAGAACAGUGCCUAGUAAUACAGGGACUUCAGGAGCCUCACCCAGAUACACCUAAAGGACGCGUAUUAGCUGAUCUCGCCUUGUUCCAAGAUCCUUUUAAUGCAAUGCUUCAACCCAACGAAGAACUUUCAGUGUUGAAAGCCUUCAAACUCGGAAAGCGCUCUACGGAACCCGCUAUUCCAUCGCAUCCUAGGCCCCUUAAAAUUGUUCUGAGUUGCAAAGAGCAGGUUGAUCUUAUCCUCUCAAGACGUUUUAUGCUAAAAUAUUCUCACCAAGGAGUUUUUUCAGCCGGAUUACACACCACCGGAGCGGAUAAAACGCCGUCAGUUAGUUCAGGAGCCAAGGCUGCGACAAAUAAAUGGCGAACAAGGCCUGGUUAUCUACAACAACUGCAUAAUCGAGCGACCGACCGAAAACGAGACCAGAAACCAAAUCCAACCAGACCCAGGGCCAUUAACGACUAGCACUCGUGCUGAAAAGCCACCACCGCAUAAAUUACGACCCCAGCGGUGAUUGCGAGUACUGUUAUUUACUGAGCGCAUACGGUCCCUCGGCUGCCACGUGCUAUAAAUGCUGCAAUCCUUGCGCCGCCGUUAUCCUUAUCUGCGACUGUAUCUGAUGGAUUCGAGCGAGAAUCCGAAAAGUCAAGCUGAUGCAUUUCUUGUUUCAGUGAUCACACCUUCCUCUUCUGAGCCGCUACCUGGAACUCGCCUGUUUGUUUCUAUCAGCGAACUUUUAACCCUAAGUGGGGGACGCUGCAUUUCCUUCAAAGAAUACGAUAGCAAACGUUCUAUACAAAUAGGACAAAGGUAAGUAAUUGAACAGAAUUGUAAUAAAACGAAGACCUCUCCAUUAUCGGUUGUUGCAGCUUGAAUGCGUAUGUGUAAAUUCCAGAAGGUUCCAAGUUAAAGUUAGUAAAUGGAGCUUGUUGCUGGGACAAAUGCAUUCCGGCACGAUACGACCGAGACAUACAAAUGUUUCGUGGGGAUAGACUAAAAAGUAGAUGAGAUGGAGCCGACAAAGACAAGGGGGACCGGAAUGGCCAUUUCUGGCUGAUUAGCCGUCAUCAGCCAGUUAUACCCAACCUGCGAGGGUUCUAGUAUGAGCCCCAAGGCACAACGGAACGAGCCUGUUCCGUAACCUGAUCAGUGAGCGCCCAUUAUCAUAAAGACUAAAAAGUAUUGAGACUCAUGAGGGCAAUUAAUGAAGCAAUGGCAGUAUGUGGCCUCAAAUUAUCGCUGAAUACUUCACGGUUUUCAAUGUUUUCUAGCGAAUUCGCAUAGAGGCAUAUCAAAUGUUUAUUGUAUCCUUUAAACUAAAGUACCCCCUAGAGGCAUUUACCGAUGUAGUGAGCGUUUGGACGAUCUUUUUCUAUAAAUGGUCGUCUAGGUCAUAUUUGGACACCCACCUAAACGCGAAAGCUCUUUGUCAAAAAAGUAAACGUUUACAGAACCAGGUAACAAUUAAAAUGUUUUCCAUCAAUUUGAGAACUUCUUAUACUUUACCUAUAUAAGAGGGCUCAGUUGUUGUAUUCUGUUGACGGGUGUCCGUGUACUUUAUAUUCAUGUAUGGUGAAGCCUUCGCUAUUUCCUUCCAGUUGCUGAUGCUUUUCCUGCUGUAAACAGAAUAAAAUGCCGGAUUUGUAGGGAAGACGUAGAUAAAUAAGCCUCUUAUGGUAUAUCCCUUAUGCAGUCAUCUAUGGCUUUGUAUAGCGAAGGCCGUUUGACGGUUUCAAGAAUAUAUUUGGGAGCAGUGCACAAUCUUUCAGAAGCCAAACAGCCAUCUUUCUAAGUUGGCCGCCGGUUUACAAAGCGCGUGCCCUUCAAGUAACCUCUAGAGGGGCUUCAAAUAGCCGUUAUCACAACUAAUUUCAAGCAGUGUUAUCUACUGCAGAUGAUGGAGAGCACUUGCAGGCAAACCUAAACCGACUCCAACAGUGGUCAAAGGACUGCCUUCUGCCGUUCAAUGAGAACAAGUGCAAUAUUCUUCGUGUCGGCAGAGCCCGCUCUCCGAACCACAUGGCUAACUGCCUAAAUGGUAUACCACUGCAAGAAGCGGACUCACAGAAGGACAUGGGAGUAUGGAUUAAGACCUCGCUCAAUCUCUCGGUGCACUGCACGAAGGUAGCCAAGUCUGAAAUGUUAGUCCUCCACCUUUUCAAGCGGGCUUUCUCCGCUUUUGAUGAAGACUGCUUCGCUAAAGUCUUCCGAACGUUUGUGCGGCCGCAAAUGGAAUUUUCUAUCCAAGCUUGGAGACCCUGGACCGCGAAGGACCUCAGCAUCCUUGAAAGGGUUCAAAGGCAUGCAACGAGACUUGUUACUGGACAAGGUUCACUGCCAUAUGCAACGCGGUUAGCUAACCUUGAUCUAAGUUCCGCAAAUAUUCCCAUGUUACACUUGAAAAGUCAAUUUGGCAAACACGCGUUUUCAGUAAUUCUUCGUCAGGCCAAUAAAAUUACAGGAAGGAAUGAAAGUGUACAAAAUCAACAAUGUUUAUAGAUGUCUCAAGGGCUAUUAAUUCAUUAACACUCAUCAUUCCCACGCCGCCCGCAUGACAAGGUCGGCGGGUGUUGAUCCUCAGAGCUAUGGGAGGGGGGCAAGAGGUGAGACCCGAUCGAUUUCGAGUUCUAUUCUCGCACAUUUAAUCGAUACGAAUCCCCGAGUAGAUGCCAAGGUAGCAUUUCACGUUGUCUACCGGACACCAACAUGCUUCUCUAAAGAUCUACGCCAACGGAUAUUAGCAACGGCCGAGGCAGUAGCUAUACGGUUAGCAAAUCCGGUGUUAUGCUGUCAGAAAACCCCGACACAAGCGCUCUCUCUGCCGUGGCCAACACCAACCCCAAGUGAUGAAGCCUUGCCGCCUCAAAUCCCUAAUUACGGUGAUAGGUACCCCUUGUACUCAAUUCGAGAGCAUCACUCCAGGACUCUCUUACCCCCCUCCCCUAGCUCUGAGGACCAACACCCGCCGACCUUGUCAUGCGGGCGGCAUGGUGAUGAUGAGUGUUAAUGACUUAAUAGCCCUUGAGGCAUCUAUAAACACUGUUGAUUUUGUACACUUUCAUUCCUUCCUGUAAUUUUAUUGGCCUGACGAAGAAUUACCGAAAACGCGUGUUUGCCAACUUAACCUUGAUCUCUUUCCCUUGAGUUACAGGCAGUUACGGGGUGACCUAAUGCAAACGUUCCGUAUCAUAUGUGGUCAGGACUGCAGCCUGCUACCGGGAGACUUCUUCGAGUUAGCAACCAGCACAAACUUACGGGGUCAUCCAUUCAAACUACGUGUGACCGAGGCCAGGCUGGACACCCGAAAGUUCAUCUUCUCUAACAGAGUGCUAGAAGCUUAGAACGCCCUGCCUGAGGCUGUUGUUAUGUCCGCUUCUGUCGAGGUCUUUAAGAUAAAGCUGGAUAUGUAUAGCAGUGUCCACCAAAUAACUACUUGACCUCUAUAACGUUGACAAAUCCCGUUGUCAUAAUACUACUUGCUACAUUUCAGCAACAUUUUAAAUUGAAUUAUUAAUUGUCUCCAACCUACGCCGUACGCUUUCUGACAUGCACCUAUGCAACUUUUGUCACCGGGUAUAUUAUUUAUCUCCCUGCACUCGAAACAACCGCUGCACGACUGCACGUACCACUUACAUUCGAGGGAGUUUGUUUAUCUGUUCAGAGUUGUCGCUAUUCCGAUUAUUUUUUACCUUUAUGAAACCUUUUCCAGUUUUUGAGAUUUUGCAGUUGCUUGUAAACAAGUAGGGAGUUCAAAGGUGAAAACCUACAUUUCCCUCAAUAAAACUGAACUGAACUGAAUCUCUUUUAAAAAAUAUUUCGACUGAUGAAGACUAGUAAUGUUGUUGGCAAUAAGAGAAAAUGUUUCUGGCAUGUUUGUUAAAAUGUUAUCAACAUAUCAAGUUGAAUUGGUGGAUCAGGGGUCACAACCCAUGGAACCCCGCUCCCAUCCAACCGCCUACAUACUCACUAAUCAGCAAUCCCACCAGUCUCCCUUGUUUUUGUCGGUAAUGCCAUUCCGCCUAAAUCCUACUACCACCAUCCCCUUCUCCUCCUCCACCUCCUCCCCUUGUCCUCCUCUUUCUUCUUCUUCUUCCUCUUCUUCUUCUUCUUCUUCUUCUUCUUCUUCUCCACUUCCUCCAACAGCGGAGCAUACUGCAAGCGUGCCCCCUGAAAACCUCCUGAAAAAUUGUAAUGUGCUGAUUUCUUUUUCUGAUUGUAAUUUUCGCCUGACAACGGGUUGGUAGCAGUAACUGGCAAAUUUGCAUGAACAAAUUUAUUUAUUGACGGAAUAACGCACGUUUUGGUCUAACCCUAAGAGUCAUGUCCCGAACACUUAGCUCCAGGCUCUGUAUUUCAUGAUUUCUGAAAUUGUUUGCUUGCAUAUUCUCUUGGGUUCAUGUACCAAAGACGACGAAAGAUACGCUAGGUUACCUUCUAAGGAGCUGAAUAUCUCGCUCCUGCGUGUCGCAGCAGCAGAAACCUAUCGCGGAAUCUGAGGUGAAAAUUCGAAAAACAACUGUGUUGAAUUUCAAUAAAAUUUAGUUGUAGAAAUGCAUUGCGAUCUACAUUUUCCUCAACAUUUAUUUGUCAGAGAAGGAAAUUCCAAAAAUAACGCUACUCAGAGAGCUAAAUUUAUUCGUGGACGCUAGCGUAUCAAAUAGUUGUAUCUCUAAUUUGAUGCUGCAUAACGGGCAUAAGUCUAUCCCAUUUGCGAUUACGACGGCGUUACCUACAAGGAAGGCACCUGCUGUCCGCGAAAUGGAUAAUAGCUUUGAGUGCCUGCCCGUAAUGCAAGUGCUUUAGCAAAAAGUGAGGGAAGGUGCAUUAUCUCGACCCAAUGAAACAGUCGUUUUGCUCAAAAGUCAGGUAGGUGUAUGGCUUGUAUCCGAGGUAAACCUAAUAGUGUACAACACACGCUACUGCACUUAUUUAAGUAGGUGUUGUUCAAUUACGUUUUUCGCAUGUGCCACUCAGGGUUUGUAUAUGGCUUGCUCUACGUGUUUCAUCGGCCUGUGCCACUGACCUUGCUACCAACCGUCCCGAGAACUUGACGUUUCAGAGGUGUCCAUAUAGACUUAUUAUUGUGCUUAUCGGACUUAUCAAUGUCUCUUCUGCUUCACGGAGUACAUCUUCGCGAUGUUUGAAAGGUGGGCUUUCUGUGACUGUUUUGGGCCAGUAGUGUUUAGUCCAAACCGUAGAUGAUAUUCCAUCUCGUCAAUUUUUAGCCCAGGCAGCUCGGCCUGAUAUAGGACUUCCAUGUAAUUUUCUUUUCAAGCGGUUCCAGUACGUCUGUGUCUUAGAGUUUGUUUUGGUGGACGUCUGUGAUUAAACUCGAGUCGUCCGACGGGGUCUCGUAGCUCAAGUGGUUAGAGCGUUGGCUGUACUAAAGCCUUCUCCUUACUGUGUGGGUUCGAAUCCCACCGAGGCGCCGAGUUUUUCACAGUUGGGUCAAUAUGAAUUAAGAAGGGUUUAUUUAUAGUUUGCCACUACUUCUUACUGUCGGAACUAUCGCCUUCCUAUGGAUAUUGAUGUUUACAUCUACAUGGACAGACUGACUUUCUGUGCUUCAAUAUUUCACUUGUGAUUUCGUUUACUUUCGGGAAUCUACGUUGUGUACCAUGACUUAUUUCCAGUUAAUACGCCUACAUAUCUCUACUUAAGUCAUGCCUCUUUGUAAACACUAGACUUGACUUUCCUUUUUAUUCUUUCCUUCUAUCAUUUAGCUUACCUUUUUAGAGUUCUUCUUGUUCAUAGUUUUGCAUUUUUUGUAAAUUCUUGUUCGUUAAUGUGUCUCCUGGUUUAGCUUGCAAUCUGCGCCAUUUGCACGUCGCUUACCACCUGCAGCCAAAUACCAUUGACAGUUAUUUUUUUUGGAACCUUAACUCCAGUUGUUUAGUUGACUGCGGCUUAUUCAUUCGCCUCAAUUUCCCUGAAAACCGUUUAUGGCCAUUUUUCUGAAUUUGUGCGCUCAGUUACCAUUUGCCUUCUAAGCGCAUUAGGAAGUUUUCGAUGAACUUUUAUUCUCUACCUUUCCCAUCUCCAUUUCCGUGCGUCCCAUGGUUCUACCUGCACAACCCCUCUUACCACCAUCAUAUUAGUCAGUCUGCUCUGGUAACCUGUUAUCGACCCCGGGUACGAACCAUGCCCUCGCCAAAAGUUGCUCCCAUCAUAUGAGUGUCUUCAGCAUCAUCAUGGCUUGUGCCAGUGACAGUUAAUAAUUUCCGAACAAGAAGAAUACGCAUUCGCAUUAGUUGCCCACAUACUAAAGAUAGCUCGGGCGCUGGGGAUUACUGGAUUUUUAGUUGAAUAUUACUCACGAAGUCAUUGUUUCCCUAUACGGUUUCAGACUAACACGCGGAAAAUGACUCAACUUCGAGCGAUCAUAUCGAUUUAGGGGCAUUGUCAACAACAGUAUAUUCCUUUUUGGCGUUCCCUUUUACCUGUUUCUAUGACGCCGCGUAGGUGUCUACAGUUUUGACCCCGUAGACGUUAAAAUGCGGCUAGUCGCGAUUGCCCUGCUCCCACGUCUUGCUGACGGACGUACUGAUGCAUAGACUUCGUUAAUUUUAACCGACCUGCAAUUCUUAGCUGCGCACAAUUGUUGCUACCACUGGCCAAUCUUUUAUGCGGCAACAGCCGUGAGUUUUUUCUUUCUAACACAUGCAUAGACGAUUCUAUGUCAGAGGGGCCCUUUUCAUUACGAUUGCCAUUCCCAUCAUCCCACUGAUUUCCGCUCCCAAUUGCUGCUGUUACCUCCAAUUGGGUCAGAGAGCCAAAAUCUGACGGCAUAACAAAGUCCCAGGUUGCAGCAUCCUUGCAGCUGACGGACGUUUUGCGCAUGCCUACAUAAAUCUAAUAAGUUUUUCGACAAAAUCUAAUGGUUAUAAUUAUUUGCUAACAGCAACUGAGCGAUAUGCGUGAUGGCCCAUCGCAAUUCCCAUUGUAAAUAUAGUUGUGGAUACUGUCGUUUGUGUCUUUUUUAAACACUGCAUCUCCCAUUUGAGUGUCCGCUCAACUAAUACAAUUGAACUAGGUCAGCACUUAGAUGAUAGGCCUUUUAAUUGCCUCACUGAACUCUUUGGAUGGUUUCGCAAACGUACGACAGGCUACCAUGCCUCGUCAAACUGCCCAUUCCAGCGUUUACAGCUUUAACUUAAUCCCUGGCUCCGGGUCCAUUGAAGUCCACUCAUUAGAGGCACCACCUACCCACGGUCAUGCUCGAUAUCCAUACCGUCCACAAACCCGACUCGCAGUGUUGCGCUGUCGAAAUUGUUCAUGAAAAAACCUUACGGAUCCUGAGCAGUUUUUGCAGGCCGCGUCAAAUCGUAGGCCACCUGUAUGUUACUGAUCAUAUCUAAAGGCUGAUUCGCAGUCCACGCAUUCACACGCUCUGGCAAGAAAGCCUUACGUAGACCCUAACUUGCUUGUGUUUUCUUUUUUCUGUUUAUCCUCAUAGGUGGUGUUCGUAG